UAUAAACUAUCGAUUCUCAACGCUCGCUGUUGCCAUGCUGGGCUAAAUGGUCUUUGGCGAGAAAAGGCAUUUGCCUGUAUACGUGUUAAACAUGGAAGGAAAAAAGUUUCAUGCCUGUCUUUAUCAAAACUUUCAACAUGAGCUCGCUCUAACAUAGGUGGUGUUUAUGCUCAUAUUCGACACUGUUUGCGCUCUUUUUCAUUUCGCGCUAACGUUAGCCAGCUGGCUUCUUUUCGUGUUCUGCUUUUCUUCUAUCUUUUUCCCCCAUUAGGAUUAGCUAGUUUGCUAGCUCGACUGGAUUUUCUGCCUGAGAUGUGGACUUGAUCAUGGCCGCACAAGUGGCAACAGCCCCAACAUCAACUGGUAAGAAAAGGUCGAAUGUAGCUAACAGCGUGAGUCAAGAUUUGAAAUCUGCUAAAUCUGGAGUAGUUGGUGGAGCUGUACUUGGGGUAGGAAAUGGGACUGUCGUUCAUGCUAUGAAUAAUGUAGAACGUAAUCAGCAUGAAUUGAACCCGAACAGAGCUCGAGUUUUUCCUGUAAACAACAAUUCGAGUCAACGUGAGAAGGAAAGUGGAGAUUCUACAUCAGAGUCUUUCUCGACUACAAAUUCUAGCAUGAGUUCGGGAAGCAUGGAGACGGGAACGCUUGCCAGUCAUAAAGUGAAAAAUGUUAGCGUCGGAGAUCCUCCUCAAUCGCACCACCACACACCUCCACAGCAACAGUCAUUCAAUCAAUUCAUUCAGCACCAACAACGCCAAAUUCACAACAACAACCAGCAGUCGAUACAUGGAGAAAGUGGAAACCACCAACAUGGAGGAAAAGAGAACGUUGUUUUAGGGAAUCAAAUCGAACGGCAUCAGCAGCAACAAAUGCUAAAUAAAAGUGAGGAGGAGGACCAACCGGGCAAAACGGAGGAACGGAUGAACAGCAGGUACGACCAUGCCAGUUUGGGACCAACUAAUAACAACAUCAACCCGUCCCAAAGUGGGAACAGCUCAGUUUCGGAGUUUAAUAAUAGUUAUUAUGGAAAGGGAAGAGGAGGGCCUUGCUUUGAUCAACAUGGCGGACAACAAAGCCCAGGGUCUGGGAUAAUGCAUUCGGUACAACAGAACAAUAUGGAUCAAGUUCAACAAACCUCCCACGAAGGGUACCAAAACAACCCGUACAAUCACUACCCGAACUACCGACCUGGCUACGGUAACAGUGGAUAUGGGAUGAUGAGUCCCUCUCGGCAGGGGAACAACAUGAUGGGCCCAGCCAGCAACACGGCUGCUGCUAAUCAUAGCAGAGCUGCCAUGGCUGCUGCCUCUUCUUCUGGUGGUGCUAAUAUUGGAGGGUUUCACAGAUUUCCAGGGCAAAGUCAGCAGCAUCCAUCGGGGGCUACCCCGACUCUAAACCAGUUACUGACAUCCCCGAGCCCUAUGAUGCGGGGCUAUGGCAGUGGCUAUCAAGAUUACACUAAUCCUUCUGUUCAACAACAAUCAAGCAUGGGGCUGACUAAAGACCUGAGCUCCCAAUACGGUUCAGCAACUCAUAGUUGGGGAGGACAAGAAAGAAAUCACCCUGCCAUGAGCCCUGGAAACAACGGACAAGGAAGCGGCAGAUCACAGGUGCCACCCAUGGACACCAUGGCGAUGAAGCGCUCUCAGCUCUAUGGCAUGGGCAACAACCCUUAUUCCCAGCAACAGCAGGGCGGGGGCGGAUCCUACCCUGGCCAGCCAUACGGAUCGCCUUCUCCUCACCGCUACCCAGUGGGAAUGCCCGGGAGGGGUCAGAUGGGCAUGAGUGGAAUGCAGUAUCCUCAGCAGCAGCAGCAGAUGGCAGCUCAGUAUAGGCAGCAGCAGGGGGGCAUGGGUGGGUACUGCCAGCCACAAGGCCAGCCCCCGUACUUCAUCCCUCCCCAGCAGCAGCCCACCGCCCCCACACAGCCCCCCUACAUGCAGCCACGUCCACUGCCACAGCAGGAGGUGUCACAGGAGGUCUAUGGCAACAGGGGCCAUUCUGCUUUGACCCCUGGGAAGCCCAACCAUGAGGAGAUGGGCCUCAGCCAGCAGGACAGACCCUCCAGUCUACCUGACCUGUCUGGCUCUAUAGAUGACCUUCCCACAGGCACGGAGGUGGCUAUCAGCUCAGCGGUCAGUGCUUCAGGGUCCACCAGCAGCCAGGGCGAGCAGAGUAACCCGGCCCAGUCGCCCUUCUCACCCCACAUGUCCCCUCGCCUGCGUGGCGGCCCCUCCCCCUCCCCCGUGGGAUCACCCGUGGGUUCCAGCCAAUCACGCUCCGGACCGAUCUCCCCCGCCAGUGUCCCAGGCACCCAGAUGGCCCCACAGACCCCUGGGAACAUGUCUGAUGUGGGCUCCCAUUCCACCCUGAGCCAGUCCCCCAUGUCUCAGGAGAGAGGGUUCCCACCUGCCAUGCAGCGGAACACCCCGGUCCCCCAGCAGUCGGGCCAGGGGCCCCCCAUGUCCCCUCACUCGUCCCCCGGGGGCUCCAUGCACCCCCAGAGCUCCUACCACCAGCAGCAGCUGCAGGGGGGCCCUGGCCCCUCGUACGGACCCCAGACCGGCCAGUACGGCCCCCAAGGUAACUACCCUAGGCCCCCUAACUACGGCGGCACCCCCAGUGCCAACUACAGCGGCCCCGGCCCUGGCAUGAGCAACAGCCUGGGCAUGAACGCCAGUAGCCCCAUGCACGGCCAGGGUCCUGGGCAGCCCUGCGGCUCCAUGCCCGCUGGGCGAGGCCUGGGUCCUGGGGCCAACGGGCGCCCUUACCUCGGUACCAACACCAUGGCCCCCACCUCUCCCAGCAUGCCGCAGCCUGCCGGACAGGGCCAGGGCAUGAGACCGCCCCUGCCCAAUGUUAACCGCAAGCCGAGCCAAGAGGCAGGCCCGGGCCCUGGCGCCAACGCCAUGCAGGGUCCCAACGCUGGUCCCAACCCUUCUGCACAGGGCAGGCAGGGAAUGACCCUCAUGCCCCACCACCACCCAGGCAUGAGCCCCAGAGGGAUGGGCCCCAGCCCUGGUGGCCCCUACAGCCAGCAGCCAGGGGCCACCAGCUCUGGGAGGAUGACCCCACAGGGACCCCACCCCCUCUAUAACGCACCAUCAGAGCCCAUGCAUAUGGGAGGAGAGGGCAUGGUGGGUCCCACUGACCCCAAACAGAGACCACCAGAGCAACGCAGGGAGAGCAACACUGCUGGUCCUGCCGCCGAGCCACCACCUAAACCCAAGGACAGCUCCUCUCAGUGUAUGUCCCAGCCCCACACCCCCUGUCCCCUGUCCCCCAGCCCUGCUAGUCUGUCCUCUUGUCACGGGGUGGAGGACAUCAGCGAUAGCAUUAGCCGCCACCCCGCUGUUGCUGUGGCCUGGCCAAAGACGCCCACCAGCCCUAAGCCCAGCCCGGCCACCAUGACCAAUGAGAAGAUCCGCAUCCUGUACGAGAUGGGCGGAGAGCCCGAGAGGCGGGUGUGGGUGGACCGUUACCUGGCCUUCAUGGAGGAGAGGGGCACGCCCGUACCCAUGCUGCCUGCCGUGGGCAGGAAGCCCCUGGAUCUGUGCCGCCUCUACCUGUGUGUUCGAGAGAUAGGAGGCCUGGCCAUGGUGAACAAGAGCAAGAAGUGGAGAGAGCUGUCCACCCACCUCAACGUGGGCACGUCCAGCAGCUCCGCCAGCUCUCUGAAGAAGCAGUACAUCCAGUACCUCUUUGCCUACGAGUGCAGGGUGGAGCGGGGAGAGGAGCCGCCACUGGAGAUCCCGGGGGAAACCAAGAAACAGGCCCAGGCUAAGAUCCAGCCGCCCUCACCGGCCAACUCUGGCUCCCUGCAGGGUCCCCACACCCCCCAGUCCACAGGUAGCAGCUCCAUGGCUGAGAUGUCAGAGGGCAUGAAGCGCCCCACUCCCGCCACCACACCCCACGGACACAUGACCGCCCAGCCAGGCAAUAGGAACAGUGUUGGUAUCCGUGUCCAGGAUCCCUUCUCAGAGGUCAGUGACCCUGCCUUCCACAAGCGAGGGCCCAUGCCCUCUGGCGCCCCCUACCAGCAGGCGGGCGGUAGUGCAGACCCCUCCAUGAGAAUGCAGUACGACACCAACAAGGACCCCUAUGCAGGGCCCCGGAAGGGGCCAGGGGGCAGUGAGGCCUAUGGACCAGGUCAGAUGCCCAGCGGUGCCAUGCAGGACAUGUACCUCCGUGGUCCUCCCUCAGGGCCAGGUCAGAUGCCCAGCAGUACCAUGCAGGACAUGUACCUCCGUGGUCCUCCUUCAGGAGCCAUGCCAGGGAUGGGUAUGGGCCCCGGCCCGCGGUCACAGUACCCAUACGGGCCUAGCUACGACAGGAGACCAGACCAUGUGAUGGGUUUGGAGGGGGGUGUGGCUCCCCCUGGGGGUCAGAACAACAUGGGACCUUCCAGCGGUGACCCCAACUUGUACUCUGCCAACAGAUACCCCCAUCAGCGACCACAUGGACAUGAAGGUUAUGGGCAGCAGCAGUACCCUCACGGCCCCCUGCCUUAUGGCUCUCACCAGCCUGGGAUGUACCCGCAACAGGGCUGUAAGAGGCCAGUGGGACAGGAGGGGAUGUAUGGUCCCCCUGCUAAGCGCCAUGAGGGUGAAGCCUACGGCAUGCAGCAGUACGGAGGGCAGCAGCCAGACAUGCACCGCCAGUACGGAAGGGGCUACAUGGGGCCGGAGCACAGGCCCAUGCAGGGCCAGUACCCUUACCCCUACAGCCGAGACCGCAUGGGAGCCAUCCAGGGGCCCCCACAACACGGCAUGAUGAGCGGAGGCCCCCCCUUACCCUCUGGAGCCUCUGCAGAGGGCCCCCAGGCCAACAUGUGGCACCCCAGGACAGACAUGGCCUACCCCGGGCCCUACCCUGGCCAACAGGGCCAGGGGCCACCUUACCCUGUUAUGAGCCGGGUUCCGGGGGAUGACCCAGAGGGAAGGGGCCUCCAGGAUGGCCAGUGGCCGCCCGGACACCCGGGCCAGCGCCAGCCCCCGUACCCACCCCCCUCUUCCUCCUCCAUGCCCCCCAUGGCUUCCCGACAUCCCUCCUCCUCCUACCAGUCUAACCCUGCCAUGGCCAACCACAUCGCUAGAGCCCACAGCCCCUCGCCCUUCCCCCGGCCCAUGGGGGGACCCGGACCCCUUUCCCCCAACAACGGGGGCCACUACAUGGCCUCUCUGAAGAAGGCAGGGAUGCCCGGGUCCAUGCCAGGCUCACACAAUGGGGGGAUGUCAGGGCAGGGCAUUCUACCUCUCCACAGAGAUAUCAGCUUCCCCCUAGGGUCUGUGGAGGCCACCCUGCCCAAACUCAAAGCCCGACACAGACUUACUUCCAAGGAGACCGGAACCCCAGAGGCAUGGCGCGUGAUGAUGUCUCUGAAGUCGGGUCUGCUGGCUGAGAGCACGUGGGCGCUGGACACCAUCAACAUCCUGCUGUAUGACGACAGCACUGUGUCCUCCUUCACCCUGUCACAGCUGCCUGGUUUCCUGGAGCUGAUAGUGGAGUACUUCCGCCGGUACCUGAUCGAGAUCUUUGGGAUCCUGGAUGAGUACGAGGUGGGCACCGAGGGUCAGAAGAUGCUGCUCGGACCAAUCACAGACCAGGAAGAGGAGCUUACCGUUCCAGAGCUUGGCAGCCAAUUAGACGAAGAGCAGAGGGAAAGUAGGCCAGAAGAGACGGGACCAGAGAAGACCACAGCCAAUGGCAGCACAGAGAAGGAGAAGGAGGAGCCUGUGGAGGUGACAGUGAAAGAGAAGGUAGAGGGGAAGGAAAAGGAGGAGGUGGCAGCCACCGAGCAGUCCCAGCCCCCAGAGCCCAGGCUCAAACAGGCCAGUAAGUAUGACAAGCUGCCUGUGAAGGUGGAGGAGGACCAAGUGGAGGAGGACCAGGGGCUCAGUCUGCCCAGGGGGUUCACCUCUGGCCUGCUGCACUGGAAGGCUGGAGGAGGGGACUCCACGGCCCACAUCCAGACACACUUCGAGAGACGUGGCGAGGAGACCAACAGCAAGCCUACAGAGAGGAAACAUAAGGGGGAAGAGAGGGAGGAUAGGGUAGGGGAGCUGGAGCAGAAGACAGAAACGACAGAGGAGGAGAGGAAGGCUGUUGUAGAGAAGAGCAUGACUGAGACAGUCACUAUGGACGAUAUGAGUGUCCGGCCAGGCUCUCUGUCAGAGAGGAACGGUCUUCCUGGGACGCAGACCCAGAGCCCCAUCUUCACCCUGCUGGAGGACGAGCCUCGCUGCUGGGACGAGGCGCCCCUCUCCACGGCUGAACCCUGGCAGGACGCCCUGGCCCGCCGCUGCGUUUGCGUGUCCAACAUCGUCCGCGGCCUCUCCUUCAUCCCGGGGAAUGACAACGACAUGUCCGGCCACCCGGGCCUGGUGCUGAUCCUGGGGCGGCUGGUCCUGCUACACCACCUGCACCCCCAGAGGAUGAGGACGCCUCCCAUCUACCAGAGAGAGGAGGAGCAGGGCCGGGCCUGCAGUAAAGACGAAUGGUGGUGGGACUGUCUGUCAGCGCUCAGGGAGAACACUCUGGUCACCCUGGCUAACAUCUCAGGUCAACUAGACCUGUCCCUCUACCCAGAGAGCAUCUGUCUGCCCAUCCUGGACGGCCUGCUCCACUGGAUGGUGUGCCCCUCUGCCGAGGCCCAGGACCCCUUCACCACGGCGGGCUGCUCCUCCUCCCUCACCCCCCAGAGACUAGUGCUGGAGUGCCUGUGCAAACUGAGCAUCCAGGACAACAACGUGGACCUCCUGCUGGCCACGCCACCCUUCAGCCGCCAGGAGAAGCUCUACGCCACCCUGGUGCGCCAUGUGGGCGAGCGGAAGUCCCAGGUGUGCCGUGAGAUGGCGGUGGCUGUGCUUUCUAAUCUGGCGCAGGGGGACCCGACCGCGGCACGCGCCAUCGCCCUGCAGAAGGGCAGCGUGGGGAUACUCAUCGGCUUCCUGGAGGACUGCGUGGCCAUGUCCCAGCACCAGCAGGGACCCCCCAGCCUGCUACACCCAGCCCCACACCCCCAACCCCCCAGCCUGCUACACCCAGCCCAACACCCCGAACCCCCCAGCGUUAACAUGAUGUGCAGGGCCGCCAAGGCUCUGCUGGCCAUGGCCAAGGAGAACCGGACAGAGUUGGUUCUCUACGAGAGCAGGCUACUGGACAUCUCCCUGUCCUCUGUGCUGAGCUCAGCUGUGGCGGCCAUCAUGUGUGAAGUACUGUUUAAGAUUGGACGCUCCUCGUGACCGCCACAGGCAAAGACACAGAGGGAGGGGGGCUUGGGAGAGAGGAGGGAAGUGCUUGGUCUGACAACGAGGCUGCAGUGAACACCAACACAUGGGUGUGGGUGGUAUUAUAUUUUUAUUUAAAUAAAAUGACACUUUUUUUUUUUAACACACAUAUAUAUAUAUAUAUACAGUGGGGG
Coregonus clupeaformis (lake whitefish) is the source of this 7423-nucleotide messenger RNA. RefSeq names its product AT-rich interactive domain-containing protein 1B. Gene Ontology annotation, molecular function: nucleosome binding; DNA binding. Gene Ontology annotation, biological process: chromatin remodeling; regulation of transcription by RNA polymerase II; positive regulation of DNA-templated transcription. NCBI's taxonomy places the organism in Eukaryota, Metazoa, Chordata, Actinopteri, Salmoniformes, Salmonidae. Gene Ontology annotation, cellular component: nucleoplasm; SWI/SNF complex; brahma complex. Bases 327 to 7244 code for a protein of 2305 amino acids. The record is from RefSeq and is a predicted model, not a curated record. The transcript is spliced from 21 exons.